Diabrotica virgifera virgifera (western corn rootworm) is the source of this 22045-nucleotide messenger RNA. RefSeq names its product casein kinase I-like. Gene Ontology annotation, molecular function: protein serine/threonine kinase activity; ATP binding. The transcript has 3 exons. The record is from RefSeq and is a predicted model, not a curated record. Gene Ontology annotation, cellular component: nucleus; cytoplasm; plasma membrane. Gene Ontology annotation, biological process: peptidyl-serine phosphorylation; endocytosis; signal transduction. Lineage: Eukaryota; Metazoa; Arthropoda; Insecta; Coleoptera; Chrysomelidae. Bases 496 to 1794 code for a protein of 432 amino acids.
AAUUAUAGGUUAUGAAGAUAAGGUGGUGUCAUAAAAUUUGAGUUUUUAGUAGUACAAAACAAAGUGAACAAUAUGAUAUUAAUUUAAAGUUUUGUGUGCAUUUCGCUAUUUUGUUUAUCAUUAGUGUUAAGUAACUACCUAUUCAGAAAUAGAUAAACAAAGUAGAAGACUUAAAUCUGGAUUAAUAGUGGUUUUCCAAAUGUAUGAAUGUCAAUUUUUAUUUUAAGAAUAAAGAUAUUGGAGUUCAAGGCGGAUUUACUAGGGCACAUUCUACUUACUAAUUGGUCCCUAAAAUUGGAUAAAAAGGGUGCAUAAGUUCUCAAGGAGCUGAUCUAAUGGUUUCCCUACGAUUUUCCUGAUUGAUCGAGAAUAUACAUAUUCUUACUAAAGCAUCUGUGAUAUUCAAGAUGUGAUUGAUAUUCCUUCACAAACCUGCAUCAACUGCACACAAUUCGUUAAUAGUAUCCACAAUAUUCAACAACCAAAUAGCUCACAAUGGAGAAAGACCAGAAACAGAAAAACUCAAAACGUCACAAUGCAACAGACGCACACUCAAACCGCCACAACGUCAAUUCCAGCUCGGGCGUCCUGAUGGUGGGGCCUAACUACAGGGUUGGUAAAAAGAUCGGCUGUGGCAAUUUUGGAGAACUGAGAUUAGGUAAAAAUUUGUAUAAUAACGAACACGUCGCUAUCAAAAUGGAACCGAUGAAGUCCAAAGCGCCUCAACUUCAUCUAGAAUAUAGAUUUUACAAACUCUUAGGUACUCACGAUGGUGUACCUGACGUUUAUUACUUUGGACCCUGUGGUAAAUAUAAUGCUUUAGUCAUGGAACUCCUGGGUCCCAGUUUGGAAGACUUAUUUGACAUGUGUGAUCGAAAAUUUUCAUUAAAGACUGUGCUCAUGAUUGCAAUUCAAUUGCUUCAUCGUAUAGAAUACGUUCACUCUAGACACCUUAUUUAUAGAGACAUUAAACCAGAGAACUUCCUUAUUGGAAGGAGUAGUACUAACAAAGAGAAAGUAAUUCACAUUAUAGAUUUUGGACUAGCUAAAGAAUAUAUUGAACUGGAGACUAAUAAACACAUACCCUACAGAGAACACAAAUCUCUAACGGGUACAGCCAGAUAUAUGUCGAUAAAUACUCAUUUAGGUAAAGAACAAUCUAGAAGGGACGAUCUUGAGGCUCUAGGACAUAUGUUUAUGUACUUUCUGAGGGGAUCUUUGCCUUGGCAAGGAUUAAAAGCAGAUACCUUAAAAGAGAGGUAUCAGAAGAUCGGAGACACGAAACGUGCCACUCCCAUUUUUGUUUUAUGUGAUGGUCAUCCUGAAGAGAUGGCGGCAUAUCUAAGAUAUGUAAGACAAUUAGACUUUUUUGAAACUCCUGACUAUGAAUACUUAAGAGAACUGUUCAUUAAAUUAUUUAAUAAAAAAGGAUACACCGAUGAUGGAGAGUUUGAUUGGUCAGGCAAGACGAUGAGUACCCCUGUAAGUGCUCUUCAAACUAACGCUCAUGAAGGUCUCAUAUCAGAUAAACCGCUCUCUCCAAAAAGGAUUGCUUUCUACGGCGGUUGGCAAAAUCCGUCCAAACAAAGUGCUUUAGGAAACCUCACCCCUGCUGACCGACAUGGGUCUGUCCAGGUGGUGAGUUCCACCAACGGAGAACUUAACACAGAUGAUCCUACUGCAGGCCAUAGCAACGCUCCCAUCACUCAACCGGUCGAAGUCGAAAUCGUGGAUGAAACAAAGUGUUGUGGAUUCUUCAAGAGGAAGAAGAAAAAAAGUGUUCGUUCUAAAUGACUACAGUACAGUGAGACAGACCAGCAGCUAGUACUAUUGUCAUCUAGACGCAGUAAUGCUACCUUGAACUGAGAUUUCGCGAAAAGACCACUGUCAAAUUGUUAAUUAAAUAUUGUAGUACUCUAAGAAUAGUCCUGAUUAAACUUAAGAUUUAAGUCCUACCAUAUCUCUGUGAGGUUUUGUUUAAGGACCUUACUCGCAUUUUUUCAGUAAAGUGAUCAACUUGGACUUUAAUACACAGCUCCAAGAAAUUAACGCACCACUUAAAAACUUACCAUACCUAUAACAUGAAAAUAUUAACUGAAAUGAUAAGCAUUUUAUUUCGUAUUACUUUACUUUGUAAAACAAACAGAUUUUAACCAUCUUCAAUCUUCAUAAACUUAACACAAUCUUAAAACAAUGAACAACACACUCACUAAUUCUAAAAAUUUAAAUUGUUCAAAUGUUUUUGCUUAAUAAGACGUAUUUCCACCCCUGCUACGAGUGACACUAACAAAGAGCUCGAAGAACUUUACCCAGAUGCCAACAUCAGAAAAUAAAUAAAGUCCAGAAGACUCCAAAUGGGCAGGAUACCUCAGAAGACAUUCUGACCAAAGAACAGUAAGACUGAUGUGGGAGGAAGUCCCAACUGGAUGGAAGGAGACCACGCGGACGCCCUCGACUCGAUAAUAUAGCAGGAGACCUGAACACUAUGGGAGUGGAAAAUUGGAUAAAGGUUGCUCAAGCCAGAGAACAGUGGAGGCAUGUUGUCGAGUCAGUUAAACCAUACAAAGGGUUGUAACGUCACGGAGUAAGUAAGUAAGUAAGCUACGAGUGACAUCUUGGCAUCGACGAUUCAUACUCGAAAUAAACGGUCUUAAAGUAUUCUCAUCCGGUUUAUUCUAAAUUUGGACAAGACUUUGGUCCAGUUUCUGCAUAGUUAAGUCCCAAUUCCAUUCUCUAUAGGACUGAGAUCGGCACUAUUCGCUGGCCAUCCCAUAAUGUCUAUUCCAAUUUCCUCUAGAAAAUUUUUCGUUCUCUAACGUCGGUACACGCGAAGACGCCUAUCACAAUUGCAAAGACAGAAUCAACUCUCAUCUGUAAAUAACCUGUCAUCAGCCUCCAACUAAUUAACAUAAUUUCUUGCAAAUUCUAAACGCGGUGUACGAUGAGCUACGGUCCAGGCUGGCCCUCUGCCAGGUAUACGAUUUACCAAAUUACCUUUCUUAGUUUUACAGCUGAUUCGAACAUUAUGAUAUUAUGAACAUCUUCAAGGAUUGUAAGAAUCUGUAGGGGUCGACAAGACAAGAAUUCUUGUCUUGACAUCAAGUUCCUGUCUUGAGAAAAAAUCAAGAAAUUUUAAAAAAUCUUGUCUUGACGUUUUCUUGACAUCUUAUAUCUUGUCUUGACUCAAGACAACUUACUUCACUUGACACUUGAUUUCAAGAUCUUGAAAUUACUUAAUUACCCGGUCCGGUGAUUCCUCUGCAGCAAAGAAUGGUUAUGAUCAGUAAAUUUUGUCAGUAUCUGAGUAGCUUUAAAAACUUUCUUCAAUUCUCGAAGGGAAUAAAUAUUGUACACUCCCAUUGGCAGUAAUUGGAGUAAAUUUACUUUUAGACAAACUAGAAAAUAUGGGCUCAUGAACUUAAUAAUAAAAUUGAUAGAGACGCUACCGAUGAGCAAUUAAUCUACUGCAUUCAAGCUGCGAGAGAUAAAAUAUUAUUGAAACAGUACAACAAAACUAAUUGGAUACACUGGAGGCAUUUUCCUCUUCAUCUUGAGGAAAGCUUCUAUAAUCAGAGGUAGUACAAAAAUUUGAACAAACAUUUAAAGCUAACUACUUUAAUAAAUCCCAGAAUGAUCUACAGAAUCCAAUACCAGAGCGAGUACUUAGUCUGAAAAAAAGAUAACGAAUUUGAUUUAGAUAUUACUUACCUAUUUAAGAAAGCUGAUAAUGAUAACUUACAAUUUUGGAAGUAUGAAAUUGAAAAAUACUUAAAUGAGCCUAGGUCAGAAGAUUCUGAGAAUAUACUUGAUUGGUGGAGAAGAAACGAGAAAAAUUCUACCCUUCAUUAUCGAAAAUGGCCAAGGAUUUUCUCGGAACGCAAUUCCAUUCAGAUUUAAAAAUCUGCUAAAUUUGUUAUUUAAAAUAAAAUCAAGUUUUUUGGUAGUCAAGAUAUUUCAAGAUUUCUUGUUUUCUUGACAAGAAAUCUUGGUAUUGACAUAAAAUUUCUUGUCGUGUCUUGAAAUCUAAAAUUACUUCUUGUCUUGAUCUUGUCUUGAAAUCAAGACAAGAUCUUGAAAUUUUCAAGAAGUUGGCGACCCCUAAGAAUCUGGUAGUUACAAAACCUUGUCCUGGACGCCUAGAGUGACUGUCAGUCUCUCUGUACCGUUCCAUUAUUCGUGAGACCGAUGUAUGAUGUACGCCGAACCGUUUUCCUAAACGUCUCUAAGUCCAACCUUCUUCGUGCAAAACCACUAUUUGAGCACACUCUUCAUUAGUAAAAUGUCUCGAUUCUCGUUGCAUUUUGAUGGAAACAAUAGCAAAACGUUAGAAACAGAUACCAAUAGUUUACACAACAACUUAAGAAUGGCACUAAUCUCUUAUCGACAUUAACAAAUUUACAGCACGUUUGUUUUGUGUUCCUGAAAUACACCAUUCAAUUGGGUUGAACAAUGUGGAUGAUUCAACCAAAAUGAACCAUGUAUUUGGAAUUCAAUAAAAACGUUCAACAAAAUUGAACAUUGAAAUGAGUUGAGACAAUUUCUACGACAAUUUUCUGAUAAAAAUAAAAAUAUUCCAAAUACAUGGUACAUUCAAUACAAAAAUGAAUACAAUUAAAUUUAAAACACCAAUUAAUCGCGUUUUUUGGUUUAGUAGAUGGUGCGUUAAUUUCUUGGACUUUAAUAGAAAAUAUUUCCAGAUAUGUUGAUUAAGUAAAAUAUUAUUAUGAUUAUUUUUAAAAUAUGAGCUUAUAAUAGUUCGGCCUGUGCUAUUUAUGUAUGUUUGUAUGUAUGUAUAUAAGGAUCUUUAUAAUUGUCGCUAAUUUCACUCAUUGAAUUGACUUCCAUCUUGCUCGGUCUUCCCAUUUUUGCGCACCUUAUACUUUAUCUGUUCCAAAUCUUUAGCCUUUCUGUUAGCUGACAUGAUUGGAUUGACAGGCGAAAUUUUAAAAAUAUUUAGAACAAAGUCUGGAACUUGGGUUUCCUACACUAUUACUUUGUCAGUCACUUUACAUGGUACAAUGCAUGGAAUUUGUACAAUGGCAUUUGUACAUGGCAUUUGUACAAUUUGUACAAUGCAUGGCAAAGCUUAAAACUAUGUACUCAUAAUCUGUUAUUUGGUUUAUCUUUCAUUAUUUAAAACUUAAAUAGAUGCAGUAAAAUAAAAACUUAAGUAGGUACAUAGUGUGAAAUCUUAAAUGGGACCCCCAUUUUUUAUUGCAGAUUUGCAUCCCUUAAGACAUUUAUUCAAGAAUUUUUUAGAAUUGUUGAUAGAUGGCCCUAUAAUAGGAAAAAACGAGAUAUCGUGAUACCCCAGAAAAAUUAUGGAAAUCCUCUAAUAUCUCGAGAAAUACACUUUCAAAUAAAAUACCAAAAGAUGUAUUCAUUAUUUUUCAAAAAUAAAUCUAUUGAUUGACAUCAAACACGACCUCCAGCCCCACUCCCUGUUGGAGAGGCAGGGGGCAAUUUUAAGAUAUUAAAUAAAAAACUACAUAUUUUAUUAAAGAUUCGAAUUCUACAUGAAAAAGCAAACAAUCACAGAAAAAUAAAUAAAGAACUAAAAUAUGUAUUUUAAAAAGUACCUACUAAAUGGAUGAAGCACGAAAAAUUACAACAAAAAUAGUCCACUUUUUGUUUACGUAUUUAUUAAUAAAGUAAAUAAUUUGGCUACCAGCUGAGAGAAUAAGAAGUAAUUUGAAGGAUUUAUCAUUUUAUUAAGUGAUAUUUUCAUUUUGAAAAAUAAAACUAUGUACUAUUUUUGUUACACAAAUCUUAUUUUUCAUGAGGACAAAACCAUUUAUCAAGAGUUAAACAAUAUUGCAUUAAAAUUGAUUAUUUUAAUAAUUUUAAAUAUUUUUAUCGAAAAAAAUGAUUUCUCCACCCCCGGCCCCGGUGUGGGUGACGAUGGACAUUUUUAUGAUAAUGAAUACAGAGUCCAAAUCUGCAAUAAAAAUGGGGGUUUCCAUGUUAUAAGAUUUUAAAGUUGCCUCUUGCUCUAUCAUCAGGGAGUAGGGGGUGGUGUUUAGUGUCAUUCAUUGGUUUUUGAAAAAUAAACACUUGUUUUUAGUUGUUUUUCUUUGGGACUGUAUUUCUCGAGAUAUUAGACCGUUUCCAAAAUAUUCCUAGAGAAUAAAUCGGAUAUUUCCGAUUAUAGCAACAUCCAUCAACAAUUCGAAAAAAUGUCUCCACUAAAAUUAUUUACUUAUUCAUAAGGAAUCCAAAUCUGCAAUAAAAAAGGGGGGCCGCUAUUAAAGAUUUUGAAGUUACAAAAGAUUUAGACAGUAACAAACAAUAUUCGAUAAAGUACCCCGCAGAAACCUUAUGGGAAAUGGCUCUCUGUCAAAUGCUCUGAAACUUUGGUGGUAGUCCUUGAUGUGUAGAACAAAAGACUCAAUGGUCGCGUAGCUCAAAAAAAUCAUGGUUUUAAGAUAUAAGCCUCUGAAGUUAUAGGUACAGUGAGGACGUUUUAAGUGGAAUAAAUUCAUUUUAUCGAGAAUGGGCGACUCUGGAGAUAAAUUACAAAUCAGGUCGAUUUUUAUUUUUAAAUUAUAAUUUUUUGGCAUAUAUAUCAUACUAGAGACGUCAUCCAUCUGGGCGUGAUGACGCAAUCGAUGAUUUUUUUAAAUAAGAAUAGGGGUCAUGUGGUAGCUCAUUUGAAAGGUUAUUAAAUUAUCUAUUCAAUAAUAUAAACAUUAACAAUAUUAUUUAUACAGGGUGCCCAAAAUUUUUUUUUUAAUUAAAUUAAUUGAGACAAAAAAAAGAACAUAUACAAUUUAUUUAAUUCGAAAUUGUUGUCCGUGUUGUGUUAUUUAGUUCGAAACUGUUGUCCGAAACCAGAAAAAAAUGUUUAUUUGAUAAAUAUUGUUUUUCGCUUAAAUUCAAUAUUAAAGCUGCCACCCACCUGCCUCUUAGAAGUUUGAACAUUUAAUUUAAGCGAAAGAGGUCGUGUGAUAGCUCAUUUGAAAGGUUAUUUAAUUCUCUAUUCACUAAUAUAAACAUUAACAUAAUUAUUUAUACAGGGUACCCAAAUUUUUUUUUGAAUUAAAUUAAUUGAGACAUAAAGAAGAAUGUAUAUAAUUUAUUUAAUUCUAAAUACAUUUUACUGCUGUCAGAAAACAGAAAAAAAUGUUAAUUUGAAAAAUAAACAUUGCUUUUCGCUUAAAUUAAAUGUUAAAACUGCUAAGAGGCAGGUGGGUGGCAGCUUUAAUUUUGAAUUUAAGCGAAAAACAAUAUUUAUUUAUUAAAUAAACAUUUUUUCCUGUUUUCGGACAACAUUAAAAUGUAUUUUGAAUUAAAUAAAUUAUAUACAUUCUUCUUUUUGUCUCAAUUAAUUUAAUUAAAAAAAAAUUUGGGCACCCUGUAUAAAUAAUUAUGUUGAUGUUUAUAUUAUUGAAUAGAGAAUUGAAUAACCUUUCAAAUGAGCUAUCACACGACCCCUAUUCUUGUUUAAGAAAAUCAUCGAUUGCGCUAUCACGCCCAGAUGAAUGACGUUACUAGUAAGAUAUAUAUGUCAAAAAAUUAUAAUUUAAAGAUAAAAAUCGACCUAAUUUGUAAUUUAUCUCAAAAGUCGCCCAUUCUCGAGAAAAUGAAUUUAUUCCAACUCAAACGUCCUCACUGUACCUAUAACUUCAGAGGCUUAUAUCUUAAAACCAUGAUUUUUUGGAGCUACGCGCCCAUUGAGUCUUUUGUUCUACACAUCAAGCACUACCAGAACUCAAAAUUUCAGAGCAUUUGACAGAGAGCCAUUUCCCAUAAGGUUUCUAUUAGGGGCAAAUAUUUGCUCCAUGAGCAAAUAGUAUCUAUAUUUUAAAUUACACUUUUAUUUAUUUCUUAUUGUGUCGUAUACAGUUUUGGAAAAAUCAAUUUAUAUAAGUAUGUAUUAUGUAUCCAUUAAAGCAUUUAUUAUUUAAAUUUCAUAGUGUAUAAUCUGUGAUGUUAUUGAAUUUUAUAACUUAUUAAGCUUAAAAAUACUUGUGCAAUGUUUCCUUCAGUUUCAACUUACCUAUUUAGAGCAAAUUAGCUUGAUGCUUAGAGCUGACUAUCGACGCCCUACUAUACUUGUUUUCGUGACAAGACAUCUCGUAACGCGACAGUUCGUAACCCCACAAAUAGUAACGAACAAUUCGCAACGGCGACAGUUUGUAACUGUAACUAUUCGUAACGGUAUAUAAUUCGUAACGUAAAAAUUUAAUUAUUCUGUUUUAAAAAUGUAUAAACAUUCUCAAUUUCUUUGCAACACGAAAAUGCAGCAGCUGCAUAAUACUAUGGUCAAAUCUGAGAGUGCAGGAAGAGUCUAUACCGGUUUUGGGGGUUGUUUCCCCCUCAUCAGUAGCCCCAUAUCCUCCUCUCUCAGAUUAUUCCACGUACCACACUUUGGGCCCUUCCGAAUUGCAAAGAAAGAAAUGUCACGGAUGAACUAGGGCCAUCUACCGAAAAACAAAGUAAGUUAUCAAUCGAAGUAGCACAGAAAACGACAAUAAAUAUCGUCUCCAUACCACCAGAUUGACAACAGGUGGAAUACUUUCUUUGGUUACACCUCCUGAGAUUUUCAAAAUUUAUAAAUCAUACAGGACGCCGAGGAAAUUAAGAUGAGAGAAUUUUAAAUAAUUCACAACUCAUUUGCUCAGCGUGGUAAAAGCUCCAACAAGAAAGAUUCCUUAAUACUCGAACAAAAGAGUAAAUGAAUUAAAAAUGUAUAAACAUUCUCAAUUUCUUUGCGACAUGAAAAUGCAGCAGCUGCAUAAUCCUAUGGUCAAAUCUGAGAGUGCAGGAAGAGUAUAUAUUCUGUUUUAUUUUUGUCAACGUGGAAACUAACUUUUAUUACAGUUACAAUUGAAAUUACGUUUAUCAAUUUAACGAACCAGCAUCAGAAUAAAAACAUUUUUGACACAUUUCAUAUUUCGUGGAGAAAUAUAUUUUUGAUGUUAUCCUUCUUUAGGCGCCAUUGGAAAAAAUGUUGAGAGUGAUUUUUUAUAAAAGCGCUCUUACCAACAGUAUUAAGAUAGUUGCUAAAUCUGUCAAAUUACGUAUGUAUCAGUGCAAAUGAAGUGUGAAAAAAUAUAUUGAUGUUUUUAGUAAAUAUAUUUAUUAUAAGUUUUGUGUCUUCUUUGGGAAUAGAAUAAUUGAAAUAUGAUGAAAAGAAAAUUAAAAAUAUGUGUAGAAAAUCUGACGUUUUUGGAUUUUCUACGAUUCAUCAACGGAAAAGUAAUUGUGGGGGAGUCUACAGUUCAUAAAAAAUGACGUAUUAACGUUAUUUUUAAUUUUUGGUAUUAUUUGAAGUAUUAAAAUUAGUUUAAUAUUUAAAUAAAAAUACAAUAAAACUGUUUAAAAUAUAUUUAUUUCGUGAAAUCAUAAUAAUAGAAGUAUAACUUCUAUUUCUAUUUCAGACUUCUAUUUUUCAGACUUAGUUUUACUACUUUAAACUGAUAAUUCAAUAUGUAUAUUUAUAUAUUCUUUAAUUUCCAUAUAAAAAGAAUAUCUGCAAAAAAUGUGUAAAAUAUAUUUAAAAAUAAGUGGUCUUAAAAAAAGUAGGUAGUACCAUUAUUUUUAGUAUAGGAAUGUAUGCAAAAAGCGUUUUUGUAUAAAUUCAGUACUAUUAGGUAAAUUUGCUAAAAAACUUAAAUGCUGGCAUUACGAAUUAUAUCGUUACGAAUAUGUACAGUUACGAACUGUGGCCGUUUCGAAGUGACACCGUUACGAAUUGUCCGUUACUAUUUGUGGUGUAACCGUCGCGUUACGAGAUGUCAUGGAACUAUUCAGUCAAAAAUUUAGAUUUACUUUCUUAUCUUGCCUUGUCGUUUAUAUAAAUUUCACGUCGUCAUUCAACUCUGUUGACUGUUGGUACCCAUUAGUCUCCCUAUAGGGCUUUUCAUUCACAGUCAUUUGUUUCGAGCUUCUGUCAUGUGUCACAUAAUAUUAAUAUAUCUACGUCAUACGUUAUUGAUAUAACCAAUGAUACAAACCGAAGACGUAUGACGUAGAUAUAUUAAUAUUAUGUGACACAUGACAGAAGCUCGAAACAAAUGACAAUCGAUGAAAAGCCCUAUUGUGCAUAUUUUUCACGUUGGCUUCAAUUUUAUAAAUUCAUGUUCUGUUCUGUAAUUCAAUUAUUAUAUUAACCUCACAUUCAUGAGCGCCGGGCGCCGGGAUUACUUUCAGUGAGGUGCAUCUGCAUCCACACUUACUAAUUAACCAAUAUGAAAUAUAGAACUAUACAUACAUGUAUGGCUAUGUACUUUUUCCUGAGAGGAAGUUGCAAUAUUUUCAAUUAAAACGCAAGCAAUUAACGUUGAAUUUUGAUACUUGAGCUUCCAAAACUCCACAAAGAAAGCGAAAGUUUAGAACUAGAGCCCAAUGUUUAAAUAAAAAGGAAAUAGCUCCCUGGAUAGAAUAGUAUAUUGUACAACAAGUGAGAAAAAAGACAUAUUUCUUACGAGCGCAGAAGUUUGUUGGCACGAGCCGGGGCACGAGGCGAGUGCCGCAAAUCAAGCGAGGGAGUAAUAUGCCAUUUUCUCAUGUGUUGUACACUGUACUUUUCCUAUGGAUGCGGUUUUGUCAAGAGUUCAAAUUUUAAAAUUAAAUAAUUUAGGUGCUUUUACCUGUAGGUAUUUAAUAUUCUUAAAAUUUAUAUACGUUAUUUAUUUAAAAUUCUAAUUGACAGUUAUUUUUGAACAGUUUUGAAAGGUUAUUUAUUCCUGCUAAGUUUGGCUUCAACACAUAUUAUUUGACAACAUUAAUUGUGUUUGUAUUGUGCAUGUUACCAUGGAAACGGCGAUCAUAUCUAUUGAAACCGGCGGAGAACCCGUGAGAAAAAAUAGUUCUUACUGCAAUGGCCGACUUUUCUCACUGCCUGAGAAAUUGUACGUUUUGAAUGUGUGUAAGUAGUGAGAGAAGUUGCACAUUGUUUAGCAUCCAUAGAAAAAAUAUUUACCCUUGAAAAAAUUCGAAGUUUUGUUGUGCAAGAGGCUUUUUUGUCAAGUUGAACUUUCUCCUGUAGUUUCUACCUUUCACUUCCUUUGUGUAGCUUUGCAUGUUAAAGCAAUGCAGGACUACAUAAAAGACAUAAAUAAUAACUUAUAUGCAUUAAGCUUCUUUAAUACUUCUAACUAGCGGGGUUUUUCAACAAUAUUUUCUUUAAAUUUUGGACCUUGUUGGGAGGUGGGAAUUCCCCCUUCCCCAGUAGAUCCGCCAAUGAAGCAAUGGAAUCAAUAACAUCUACAUUUUGCAUGUCUUCGAUAUGAAUUCCGAAAAGUAAAUCAUCCAAAAAUUGUCAGUAGUAAUUGCACAAGAGCUCUAAAAUUAUCGAAUUUUUCCCGAGUGACAUUUGGACAGUUUUAUGUUAAAUUAUGUCAAAGUGUCACGAGGGCAAACAUUUGAUAAUAAUUUUAGAGAUCGAGUGCAAUUUUUUGCGAUUAUUUCAUGAAUAAAACUGUUCAAAACCAAAAUUUUAUUGUAAUUUAUUUAUGUAAGUACAAAUUAGUACAAUUAAACACACAGUUGUUAUAAAUAUUUGACGGUUGAAAGUCAUCACUUUUAUAAUUUUUAAAACAGUAAUUAUCAUUAAUGUCACUGAAUGUAUUUUUUCGUAGCAACGAAGGGCAUCUGACGCAGUAUACUUGACGACGGGAUAUUAUCAAAAAUUAUCAGUUUAAUUUUUAUUUCUGUAGCUUUCUAUUGGUCAGAAUCUCCUAUGAAUGAAAUAAUCACGUUAAUUUUCAAUAAUUUUCCGAUUUUGCUUAAACUCCCUCUGAACUCUGAGUAAUCAAACUUCCUUUCUAACUUUAUUUAAUUUCACAAAUCUCGUGUGUUGUGUUACUUGAUGAUGACUGGCUUGGCAACAGUCGAUAUCGAAUACGUAUGGGCGAAUUUUCAGCCCGAAUUGUUUCAGUCCAUCAAAGUUUACUUAUUUUCUUAACAUAAGGAUUCCUUACCAGCACAGAUCAACUUUGAAUGUCCUCCUAGUAUAGGGUGACCAAAUCACAAAUUUGAAAAAACGGGACACAUCCAAGGAGCAGUAGCGCACCUAGAACUUUUCUCUGGAGUACCGAAAUUUUUUCUUGUGAAGGACUAGUUACAUUUUCCUACUAUUUUUUAUAUAUUUUUCAUAUGCUCUGUGGGAAAAAGGGAGUUUAACCCCUAAAACUCCCUUAAAACUACCAAGCAGAGUUUGGGGCGAUUGAAACAUGGUCUCUUAGCUAAUUUGACACCUAUAAAUUCCUUUUCAAUUUACCUUUGAAUAUGUAAUGUAUUUACGAUCAAGACUGCAACACAGACAGAACACUUAAAAACUCCGCCAGAAUGACAUGGAUCAACAACCCGUCAGAACAAAAAAAAAACGCGUGAAACAAGGUGACUCUAUCUUCCCGACACUAUUUAAUCUGAUAUUAAAAGUAAUCAUAAGGAGGAAAAACUUUGCAAACAAAAACAUUAUUACAGAUCAACUUCAACUAGUAGCAUAUACAGAUGAUCUAGUCAUCAUAGCAUCAAAGCAAUUGGAAAAUUAGAUAAGGAAGCGAAGAUAAUAGGACUAGAGAUAAACCACCACAAAACAAAAUACAUGACGAUAGGGAAGGAUGACACAACAACUCAGAAAUAUCUAAUAACACAGAACCAUAAAAACUGUAUCCACCUUUAGCUACUUGGGAGUAACAAUAGGGAAAAUCGGAAAAGAGAGAACAGAGGAAAGAAUUCUGAAAUGCAGAAAACAUAUGGAAUGAAUAGAAAUCUGCUGAGAAUCGAGACUCCAAGUGUAUUAUGAACCUAUAUAGGACCUUAAUAAGACCUGUUGUUACAUAUGGGAUGGAUACAACGCCGAUUAAUAAGAAAGAGGAAGAUAAACUUCUGAAAUAUGAAAGAAAAAUAAUAACAAUACUGGGCCACAAUGUAACAAGAGAGAGAGAGAGAGAGAGAGAGAGAGAGAAAUAAGAAUGAGAACAAAUGCCGAAAUUGAAGAAAAAUGAAAGAAAGAAAAUAUAAAAUAAGAAAAUAAGAAAUUCAUUUCAAAGAAAAUAUAGUCAGAAAUAUAAAAUAAGAAAAAAAGAAAUUCAUUUCAAAGAAAGUAUAGUCAGAUACAUAAAAUCAACCCAACGCAAAUACGGGACAUUUAGGCGUCCCGAGAGACUUUUUCGGGACUCCGAGACGAAUCGUUAAAAAACGGGACGUUUGGUCACCCUAUUCUAGUAUUAUCAGCCGAAGUUUUUAAACCUGAUACAAGCAGUUCCUAAAAACAUUUGUAUUUCAGAUUUAUUUUAUUCAUAUAUUAUUUUUAUUGACUUUGUUCUGCUGAUAUUUUUCUUAUGUUUUAGUGUUAUGUUGAGGCUGAGAUAUUUCCAUAUUACGAUACUGAUUUUAAAACCUAAUUCAUCAUCAUCACCAUCAAUCAGCCAAUCGCGUCCACUGCUGGACAUAGACCUCCCGCUACUCUUUUUAUAUCGUCGGUCCAUCUAGUCGGUGGUCGUCUUCGGCUUCUUUCAUAGAUUCUGGGGUCCAUUCCAUGAUUGACGAAAACCUAAUUAGUUUAUUGAUAUUAGUUCAAUAUUUAUUAUGUUUAUAUCUUUAGACAGGAAAUUGUAUCUAUUGUGUUCUUCUUUACUUUAUAUUUAUAUGACUAACUAUAUAUUUAUAUAGUUUUCAAUGUUUGUAAUAUCAGAUGUAAUGAUAAUUAUUUUUUCACAAAUUUCCCUUGCAUGAUGCAGAUGAAGGAUCUUAUCACGUUGAGAAGAGCCUAGACACAACGAGUGACUAGUAGUCUACUACAAAAAACAGAAUCUUAGAUAUCCUCUUCAUUUUAUGUAGACAUGGCUCCAUUUGUUUUUCAAAGUGCCUCCAGUAAGUUGUCGUUCCAUCGUUUCUUUGGUCUUUCCACUGAUUGUCUGUCUAUUGGGUAACAUUCUCUCGUCAUCUUUACUAACCCAUUUGUUGUCAUUUUGCUAAUAUUAUCGUUCCAUUCUAUUUUUCUCUUUUUUACCCAGUCCUUGAUAAUCUCCAUUUUGCAUCUCCGUUUGUUUCGAGCUUUCUCAGAUGUUACGGCCAGAUAUUUAAACUCCAUCAGUUAUUCCAUUACAUAUAUAUUUCCCUCCAACUCCAAUUUAUGUCUUACUAGAUUUGCUGUUAUAAAUUUUAAAUUGUUUUUCUCCCAUUUGGUAUCCUUUUUUUCGUUCUUACUUUUUGUAUUAUUUCAUUCAGGAUCAGGUUGCAGAAUAGAGAACUCCCUGUCAUAUCCCAUUGCCAGCCUCAAUUGGAUCGGUUAGUUUUUCUACUUUUACUUUUAUUAUGAUGUUCUGGUGUAUAUUUUCGAUCGUUUUGAUUAUUCAUAUAGGUAUUACCCUUGUGAAAAAUAAGUAUAUAUAGUCUUUUGAGUCCCUUUUACUUUUCAGUGUCGGGACGUGAAAAAUAAGUGAACAACAUUAUUUUAUUUAACCAAGCAUCAUAAAAUAAUAAUAUAAUAUAAUAGGUGAAAAUGGUUUGUCUAUCCAUUUAUUCUCGAAUUUUAAUUUCAUUUUGAUAUCUUUUAUUUUCUUUUAGAAAAAAUUUCCAGAUAUUGCAUUUAGAAAAAAGUACCAUCUGAUCACAUUCCAACACCCUACAUAAUCGUAGAUCUUGUAUUUCCACAUAUCAAAGUUUAAAUAUAUUUAUUCAACUGUCAAAUGAGAAAUUAGAAUUUUAGUAUGUAUUUGUUUAAUUUAUUCUUCAAAAUCAACUUAAACCCAAACAAAAUUAGUAUGAUUGAAUAGGUGUAUUUCCAAUACCUUUCAAACGAGAUAUCACUUGCCAUUAGGUUCCAUUUACAAUUAUUAUCAGUCAAAGUGCCUCUGUAACGUAAUCUGUCGACAAUUUGAGAAGCCUACAUCCGUUUAUUUCCUUCCUCCAAAUUUCACUAUUAUCCGCUGGGAGGAUUGACAUGGAGGGAAUAUAACAUGUCGACAAUGCUUCUCAUGGUGGCAUAAUUUGCAACCCACCUCCACGGGCGAUAAAUUCAGUUCUUUUUCUUCACUACAUUUUCUUACCGUAGUAAUGAAAUCCACAUCACCUUUUCAACCAGAUCCUUUGGAAACACAAAAAAUCUACAUAUCCCUCUGUCACUACAAUGUUUACAAUCCGGGGCAAAGCCCAUUACCAUUUUUAUUAUACAAAAUACAAUGGUUCACAAAAGUUCCUAACCUUUGCUUGGUGAAUAUCACUAAAAAACUAUAUUUCAUAGAAAUUUAAGAACGAAUUAUGGUGGUAUUAUCUUAAGAACACUAUACUUAAGGGGAAAAGCAGUAGAGGAAACAAAAUUUCAACUUUAUAGGGCAAUAUUAAAAAGGCUUGGCUAGAAAUCCUGGCUUUUUAAUGUUUGUUUACAAAGGGAUAACAACAAUAUGACAGUCGUGACGUCAAACUUCGGCUGUCAGCCUUAAAAUCUCUUCGUAUUUUUCUAUAUUUAAACUAUAAUUAUGUAUUAAAUCAGACGUUUUCUACUAUACAGUAAUGAGCGUGCUAAUAACCGGCAAAAUAGCGCGAAGGAUGGAAAACAUAAUACAUUGCAAAACAAAAAGAGAUGAAACUAGUCGAGAUGGAAAUGAACGUUAUAAACGUAUAAAUUAACAUUAUAUUACAUAGUUUCCCACCUUUAGACGUAUCAGAGAAGUAUGACAACUGUCAUUGUGACAGUAGAAUUUUAUAAAAUACUCCUGUCACGGACGUCUAAAGGUGGGAAACUAUGUAAUGUAAUGUUAGUUUAUACGUUUAUAACGAUCAUUUCCAUCUCCACUAGUUUCAUCUCUUUUUGUUUCGCAAUGUAUUACGUUUUCCAUCUUUUUCCAAAUUUCUAUAUAUAUCUAUUGAUACAUUAGCACAAAAUUAAUAGUAAAAUUUUAAAUAAUCUGUUUUUGUAAAACACACAUAAGAUCGUCCCCCGCGACGUCAGAGUGUACCACGUGACCUAUAAUCAUAAUUAACGCUCCCAGUGGAUAACCCUAACCGUUCAACAGAUACGUGGGGGGGGGGGACUUUUGGCUAGCACUUUAUAACUUCGUUCAGGGUCCCCUAUUUUUUUGUAUGUUUUUAGUGUGUUUUAGAAGUAUAUUUUAAAUAGCACUGGAGAUGGGGUUUCGAAAACAGAGAAGUCUAAUCAUUACAGGAAAUAUAAAAAUAUUAAUGAUUUUAUGAUGUUGUUUAUUAUUUUUAUGCAAUUGUAUCUAUGUAAAUAUGAAAUAAUAAAUACAAGACCAGAGUUUUUCACUUUUUUAAGCGAUGCUGGAAUAUUUUGAAUACCAUGUACGGUUAGCAUCUAAACAUUCCGUAUAUGUAUUUGGACCAUAGGAGUUUUCUAUUGGUUCGUUGCAGCACGCGGUAAUAUUUUAACCAAUAGGCGGCGAGGUUCCAGAUGCAUAUACGGAAUGUUAGUCGGUCCCAAAUUUAUAUACGGAAUGUUAAAUAUCGUGCACCGAAAAAGAUAAGUUUUUUUAGAGUCUUUUAAAAGGAGAUUAUUUUAAAAUACUUGUUACUGUAUUAUUUCUGUAAAUAUAUUUUGUUUUAUUUCCUAUUGCAUUGUGUUAUUUCUCUUUAAUUAUUUAAUAAUACAAAAAAAACGAAUAAAGUCCUUUAUAAAAGGUAUUUAUUUAAAAUCCCUAAAAAGGGCUACAUCACAGAACUAGUUUUCGAUUGGUUGACCUUGACCAAUCAUUAUCAGUGCCUUCCUAAAAUGAAUAUAACCUGAUACAAUGAUGCAAACUUAGACAAGGAAAGAGAGAGGACGAGUAAUCCUAUGACCAAAAGUGAAGCCAAACUGACACCAGGGAUUUUGAUCAUCGACGUAUCUUUGGGGUAUUGUUAUGCAUUGAGUAUUUAAAAUAAAAACAUGAAAUGUAUUUAAAAUGAAGAAUUUGUGUACGGUAAAUGUUUUAUUAAGUUGCUCAUAUUACGUACAUAUGUUUCAAUACAUACAUAUGUUUUUAUUACGAAUUUUAGAUGAUGAUUUACUUUAUUUUUUAUGAAAUUUUAACCUUCAACGAACACCCACCACUGGCAACCCAUUGUUAUUUUUGACGUGACCGCCAUGUUUCUGGUGACAAACAAACCAAAAACUGGCUUCACUUUUGGAACGUGUGUGUUAAAUGGGUGUUACCCGUCCUCUCUUUUUUCCUUGUCUAAGGAUGCAAAGGUUUUAAAAUUUUGACUACGGUUAAAAAAAGUUGUAGGUUAUACUCACGUGACCUUACCAUGCUAACCAUCAAAAUAUACCUAAUAUUACAAAUUUUAUUUACAUAUAUUACAUAAUUACAAAUAUUUUGGUGGUUAGCAUGUAAGAUCACGUGAGUAUAACCUACAACUUUUUUUAACCGUAAUCAAAAUUUUAAAACCUUUGCACCAUUUUAUAAGAUUAUAUUCAUCUGAAUAUAAUCACACCCACUUAUAACACAGCUAAAACAGGUCUAAACAUACUUAAUAACAACAACACGUGCAAGUCAUUAAAAAUUCUGAGAAAGCGAAACCUUAGUCAAAUAAAGAAAUAUAUCUCUCAAAUCUAUACCAUCCCAUUUAUGAAUUUCGCACCAAAUAGGUACCUAAUCAUUGUUUUAUUUUUCUUUAAUAAUACAUUAAUAAAAUAGGUAUUCUAAAAUCAGUCUCCUUUAACUGAUUAAUAAAAGGUCCCAUUUUUUGGUCUACGAAUAAUUAACAAUCCGCAUAUGAAUUUCGCACCAAAUAACAUUCGAAAUACUAUAAUUGUUUUAUUUUUAUUUAAUAAUACAGUAACAGGUAUUUUAAAAUCAAUCUCCUUUUAAAAGACUCUAAAAAACCUUAUCUUUUUCGGCGUACUAUAUUUAACAUUCCGUAUAUGAAUUUGGGACCGACUAACAUUCCGUAUAUGCAUCUGGAACCUCGCCGCCUAUUGGUUAAAAUAUUACCGCGUGCUGCAACGAACCAAUAGAAAACUCCUAUGGUCCAAAUACAUAUACGGAAUGUUUAGAUGCGUACGGUUAACGUCACAUUUUUAUAUAUUUUAAUGUGUUCAAACUGUCAUCCUUUUCUCUUAUGCCUAUGUCAUCUAAGAACUGUUCAGCAAACUAAUUUUUGAUUCUUAAGGGCAUAGGCGCAGAAUUUCGUGCCAAUGUGUUUUAAAUGCAUUCAUUUUUUUUCGAAUCCUGAGAAAACUAAUAAGUAUUUUUGAAAAAUUUAAAACUUUUAUAAUGUAUGUUUAUUUUAAUAUGUUUUGAUUAAAGUUGCAGGGAUGAAAAAAAAAGAGAAAAUUUGGUGUGAUUUUUAAUUUCAAAUAUGUCAUUCAGAGACUUUUUGGUUAUUCUAAGGGACUUUCGGCCCUCGGAAAUAAUGUACUAUUUCAUUCUGCGUUUACAUUUUUUAAAAAUACUUAUUAGUUUUCUCAGGAUUCGAAAAAAAUGAAUGCAUUUAAAACAUAUUAGCGCGAAAUUUUGCACCUAGGCCCUUAAUGAAUUACUACUUUAUUACAUGAUCUCGAUAUAUUUUAGGGAACUUAUUUCUAAGACCAAAUUCUUUAUUAAGUGCUCUUUUAUUCUUAAUAGUGUAAAAAACCAUUGAUCGUUUAGCAUAUUUAAUGUUCUUCUUUUAGAAAAAUCGCUUCUAUCUGUUACAGAUUACCUUUAUACUUAGAUUUAAAAGUUUAAAAAUACAAAGUUUACAAUUAAUAGUAUUUAUGAAGUUAUUAUGGAUUAUACGAUUGUAAAAGAUGCGAGUUUUAAUGGAAAUCUUAAGUUUUGGCAUGUAAAAAUACUGUUAGUAUAGACUUUCUUUAUACUUAAAUAUAUGUGAUAAUUAUUUUAAUAAAGAAAUCAAAUUCUUUAUAAGUUUGAAACUUUAUUAAUGCUACGUUUUUGUUUAUAUUAAUAUAAUCUUAGUUUACAGGCAAAUUGUUUUGGAAACCACUAUUAUUAGACUAAGAGCCGGUAUAGGUGAAACUUGCUAAUCAUUUUAGGCACGAUUAAGAGUCUAUAACUUAAAUAGUAGAACCUAAAAGAAAACGUAUGAACACUAUUCCAUCACUUUUUCGUCGCACAUGCGUCGACAGUGGCGUAUCAAACUUUCCCAGAAUUCAUUUUUUUUUUAAUUUUUGAAGUUCUAUGUGUUUAAAAAAUACUCAUCGUAAUUUUAACCCACAACCCCCUUCACCCACCAUCAAAAACUUCAUUUAUUGUUUUAAUUUUUUUUUUCUACAAUGCAAUUUUUAGCACUCCAUAGGAGCCAGUGAUGUGGGAGAGAGCACUGAUAGGAGCGUUAAAAAUGCUACUUUAAAGCACUAUUAUAAUAGUGCUUUAAAAUUUUUAAGACACUGCAGUUAAAAGUGAAUUAUCAAAUUGUGAAACGUCAAAAUAUUUAUAUUUCAUUUAUUAACAUUAAUAUUAAUAGUACAACUUGCGCAAUUUGAAAAAGGUGGUUUAAAAGUUUUUUUUUUUAAUUUAAUUUAAACUGUAUUAUUGCAUUUUUAACACGUUUGUAGAAAAAAAGUAUUAAAAUUUGUUAGAAUAUACAACAAUAAAAAUAAAAUGUUAUUCUAUAGUUGUUAUGAUUUACGUAUAGGGCUUUUCAUUCACAGUCAUUUGUUUCGAGCUUCUGUCAUGUAUCACAUAAUAUUAAUAUAUCUACGUCAUACGUUAUUGGUAUACCAAAUGAUACAAACCAAAGACGUAUGACGUAGAUAUGUUAAUAUUAUGUGACACAUGACAGAAGCUCGAAACAAAUGACAAUCGAUGAAAAGCCCUAUUGACAGUAUAGGCAGUUUUGAUGUAAUGUCAAGAAAAAUAUAAAAAUGGAAUGUCACUCAAGUUCAAGUAAAAGUUUUUGUAGAUAUUGUCCUGUAAUUGAGAAUGAAUAAAUUAUAAUUGUUGAUAUAUGAGACGUUUGUAGAAAAAAUAUUGUAUGAUAUACGUGUUAAAAAGUACAUUUUUAAGGCACUCAUGUAAGCUUUCACAUGCGUGCCUUAAAAUUGUACUUUUAACAAAAUUGGAAAGAAAUUCUUUGUAAAAGGUAUAACAUUUUUUUUAUUAAAAUUCCUUAAAAGGGAUUUUUUAAAAUUCAGAACAAAACGUUUUCGAUUUUUAUAAAAAAUCAUCAUCAGUGUUCGAUAAACUGGAUGCUAGCUGAGCCACAAAAGAAAAAUAUCCAGGUAAAAGGCCUUUACAUAUAAUAUAGAUGCCUUAAAAGUGCAUACUUCAAUAAAAAGCCCUGUGAUGGUCACAUGGCAACCAGGAUAGUGCCCUAAGGUAAUGUAUUGAGAUUUCCCAACACGUGGGAUCCAAAUUGAGUUGAUUACAUUUCAAUGACUUAAUGGCAACUCAAGUCAUUGAAAUGUAAUCAACUCAAUUUGGAUCCCACGUGUUGGGAAAUCUCAAUACAUUACCUUAGGGCAUUAUCCUGGUUGCCAUGUGACCAUCACAGGGCUUUUUAUUGAAGUAUUGAAGUAUGCACUUUUAAGGCAUCUAUAUUAUAUGUAAAGGGUUUUUUCCCGGAUAUUUUUCUUUUGUGGCUCAGCUAGCAUCCAGUUUAUCGAACACUGAUGAUGAUUUUUUAUAAAAAUCGAAAACGUUUUGUUGUGACGUAGCCCUUUUAAGGAAUUUUAAUAAAAAAAAUUUAUACCUUUUACAAAGGAUUUCUUUCCAAUUUUGUGAUUGAUGGUAUACAGCCAACUACAGGAAAAACAUUUUCUUUUUCUUGUGGAUUUUGUACUUUUAACACUUAUAAAUAACUAUUAUGUGGAAGCAAUAAAUUUUAACAUUUCAAAAAAUUGACACGCAUGGUUGAAGCUUUUAUAAAGCACGUCUAUUUUUAUAUACACGUAGGUUUAGUGUACAUAAUCUCAAAAAAAAUUAUUUUUUUUAUAUCGUAUAACUUUUUUAGAGAAGGCUGCAGGUCUGUUUUUUUUAUUUGGUGUAUUUUAUCAAAUACUAUUAUCUAAAUUUUUUCAGAUUUUUCCGUAAGGUUCGCUACCUUCAAAAAUCCGAAAAACUGUUUUUAGGGGGUUUUUGGGGAUUUUCCCCAGUUUAUAAACUCAAAAUAGAUCAAAUCAAAGUUUUUAUAGGUUAUAUGAAAAUGGAAGUAGCUGAUUCCUUUAGAAUAUUUAGUAAUAAGGGAAAACACGGUCAAACCCCCAAAAACCUUCUAUAAACCAGUUUUUGGAUUUUUGAAGAUGGCGAACGUUACGGAAAAAUCUGAAAAAAAUUAGAAAUAUGUAUAGUGUUUGAUAAAAUACACCAAAUAAAAAAAAUUGACCUGCAGCCUUCUCCAAAAAAAAAAAAAAAAAAAAAUUGUACGCUUUUUUCCAAAAAAAAAAUCUUUUAAAUAAAUUUUUUUGAGGUUAUGUAUACUCGACCUACGGCUCUAUAAAAAAUAGACAUGUUUUGUAAGAGCCUCAAAAAUGCAUGUGAGUUUUUUGAAGUUUUAAAGUUGAUUGCAUCCCACCUAAAAAAAAUAAAAACGAAAAAUGAAAUUUUUGUAGGUGGGGAAAGGGGGAAGGGGAUGAUGGGUUAAAAUUACGCUGUCUUAUUUUUUAAUCACAUAGAACUUAAAAAAUUAAAAAAAAUUGAAUUCAGGGAGUGAGGGGGUGCCUUUUAAUUUUUUUAUCCCGUCCAAAAGUGGAAAGUUUGAUGCGCCCCUUCGACGAAUAUGCCACUAAAAAGUGACGGCACAGUGUGCAUACGUUUUCUUUUAAGUUCUACUAUUUAAAUUAUAAAUUCUUAUCUUGCCUAAUAUGAUUAGAAAAUUUCACCUAUACCGGCUCUUAGUCUAUAUUAUUAUUUUUGUGCAUAGUGUUAUCUAAAAUAUACACCUACCACCUUUGUAUCAUGUUGACGUCUGUAUUAUAAUAAAAAGUUGUGGUUGUUUUACAGAUAUAAUUAUGUUUUUACAAGCUUAUUUCGGUAUUGUGUAUUUUUGAAAACAUUAUGCGAUUUUAAUCAUCAAGGCAGAAAAUAUACCUAUCUGAAAUUCUUUGAAAAUUACUAUUUUUAAUAUUAUUACAUUUUUACUCUACUAAUUAACGCUUCUAAGCAUGACUUGUAUUGUGAACUAUUCAGUAAUAAAUUUUUUAACAUACGAA